This is a messenger RNA of Oryzias melastigma (Indian medaka), 3950 nucleotides long. RefSeq lists its product as uncharacterized. Gene Ontology annotation, biological process: potassium ion import across plasma membrane; potassium ion homeostasis; chloride transmembrane transport. The transcript has 13 exons. Bases 347 to 3178 code for a protein of 943 amino acids. Gene Ontology annotation, molecular function: potassium:chloride symporter activity. The record is from RefSeq and is a predicted model, not a curated record. NCBI's taxonomy places the organism in Eukaryota, Metazoa, Chordata, Actinopteri, Beloniformes, Adrianichthyidae. Gene Ontology annotation, cellular component: membrane.
UGUCACAUGACUUUCUGUCCCACAGCUAAUCACUACAAAAACUUCACCUCUAUGGCUGGAUAGAAGGAAGCCGCCGGCGUUUGCUGGACCUGAUAUGUAAUCGAUAAAUCGCUGUUUUCAUUAUGUUAUUAUACGGCGCUGAUUGUGUUUUCAGAUACUUUUAAAAAUAAAUCCAAAAUAACCAUUUUUUCACUGCGAAAAGUAAACUUAAGCUGUGAGAAAAAAGUGAAACUAGUUCAGUUUUUCUAUGUUUUAGAUUAGAAGAAUUAUUAAUAUUAAGGGGUGGUAUAAAUGAAGUAAUCCCGCGGGACUCGCGCAGGUUCUGCAGGAAAUAGACCAGACCAACAUGACGGAGCGGACCCCCCUCCUCCACUACCGGCUUUGCACCAGCGUGAAUGAGUCCGAGCCGCGGUCCCCCUCGGCCGGCCAGGCCCCGGAGCGGCGGCCCGGCAGCCCCCGAACGAGGCCCGGCGGGCCGCAGCGGCAGCAGCGGAAGCUGUCGACGUUCUUCGGGGUGGUCAUCCCCACUCUGCUGUCCAUGUUCAGCGUGGUGCUGUUCCUCCGGAUCGGAUUUGUGGUGGGACAGGCCGGAUUGUAUCAAACAAUUGCCAUGUUACUGGUUGCCUACUUCAUCAUCUCCAUGACCGUGCUGUCGGUCUGUGCCAUCUCCACUAAUGGGGCUCUGGACGCAGGGGGAGCCUAUUACAUGAUCAGCCGCGCUCUUGGUCCGGAGUUUGGCGGCAGCAUCGGCCUCAUGUUCUUCCUGGCUAACGUGUGCGGCAGCGCCCUCUAUGUGCUGGGUCUGGUCGAAGCCAUUAUGGACACGUUUGGAGUCCCAGAAGACAACACAGUGGCGCCAACUUCACAUCAGAUCCUGCCGUCGGGCUACUGGUGGUCUUUGCUGUACGGCACCGGCAUCCUCCUGUUGUGCCUUCUGGUGUGCCUGGUCGGAGCCCAUAUCUAUGCCAAGGCCACCUUCCUCAUCUUCCUGAUUGUCAUGGUCGUUUUGGUAACAAUCUUAGUCAGCUUCUUUGCUGUGCGGCCCAAAACCAUCCUGCUGCCAAGCCCCAAUAAUGGGACGGCAAAUUUCACGGGCUUCAAGUUGGAAACUCUGCUGGGAAACCUGAAUGGGGGCUACGUAGUCGAUUACACAACACAGACAAUGAUGACCUUUGCCACCGUCUUUGCCGUGAUGUUUAAUGGCUGCACCGGCAUCAUGGCGGGCUCCAACAUGUCUGGCGACCUAAAAAAUCCCAGCUACUCCAUCCCUCGUGGCACCAUCACCGCAGUCAUCUUCACCUUCAUCAUCUACAAUCUGCUGAGCGUUCUCGUGGCCUGCACCUGUGAUCGUGUCCUCCUUCAAAGCGAUUACAGCUUCCUGAGGGACAUCAGCGUCUGGUAUCCCUUUGUGAUUGUGGGGGUCUAUUCCUCCACGCUGUCUGCUGCAAUGAGCAACCUCAUCGGAGCUUCACGCAUCCUCUACGCUCUGGCCAGAGAUGACCUGUUCGGUAAAGCUCUGUCUCCAGCCAAGAAAACGUCCCACAGUGGGAACCCCUGGGUGUCUGUUCUGAUCUCCUGGUUCCUCGUCCAGAUGGUGCUGUUUUCUGGAAAGCUCAACACCAUUGCGAGCAUCGUGACCAUUUUCUUCCUGCUGGUUUAUGCUGCCGUGGACCUGGCCUGCCUCGCUCUGGAAUGGGCGUCUGCUCCAAACUUCAGGCCCACUUUUCGCUACUUCACCUGGCACACGUGUGUGUUGGGCAUCAUCGGUUGUGCCGUCAUGAUGUUCCUAAUCAACGCCAUCUACGCCUCAGCCAGCAUCGCCUUCAUGCUUCUCCUGCUCCUGCUGAUUCACUAUCUCAGUCCCACCUCCAGCUGGGGAUACAUCAGCCAGGCUCUCAUUUUCCACCAGGUGCGUAAAUACCUGCUGAUGCUGGACGUGAGGAAGGACCACGUCAAGUUUUGGCGGCCCCAGAUCCUCCUGAUGGUUUCCAACCCUCGCAGCAGCGUGGGCCUCAUCACCUUCAUCAAUGACAUCAAGAAAAGUGGCCUCUACGUUCUCGGACAUGUCCAGCUGGGAGACCUCAACACUUUACCAUCUGAUCCCCUGCAGUCCCAGUAUGAUUCCUGGCUGUCUCUGGUGGACCAUCUGAACAUAAAAGCCUUCGUCAACCUGACGCUGGCGGACUCUAUCCGUCAUGGCGUCCAGCAUCUCCUGUUUAUCUCAGGAUUGGGUGGGAUGCGACCGAAUACUCUGGUUUUGGGUUUCUAUGACAACUGUCCUCCAAAUGACAGGCUGAACUAUCCCUCCAUAUCCUCCAGUCAGUUCACAAACCCCUCCAACCUCAGCCAGGAGCUGGAGGAGCCUCCUCUCUUCCACUUUGCCUCCCUGCGGGGGAGUGCAGACAAACAGGACUCUGGUGAAUUUGAGGAUGGGAAGGUUCUGGGGCCUGAAGAAUACGUGGCCAUCAUUGCCGAUGCCAUGAAGAUGCUUAAGAAUGUAGUGCUAGCUCGAUACUUCAACAACUUUGACCGAUCGCAGGCUCUCCUACCGUCCUCCUCUGCUCCUGGAAAGGGCUCGGUGUUUGUCGACGUCUGGCCGGUCAAUCUGCUGCGGCCCGACAGCAGCAGCUACGUUGACACCUGCUCCCUGUUCCUGCUGCAGCUAGCAUGCAUCCUCAACAUGGUGAGGACGUGGCGCAAAGCGUCACUCCGUCUCUUCCUGUGCGUGGAGGAGGGCAGAAGCGUCAAAGGCUCCGAGGAGAAACUGGGCCAGUUACUAAAGGAUCUGAGGAUCAAGGCUCAGGUGAUCCCGGUACCCUGGGACCAGGUGGUAGCUCUUCACUGGCAGCGCCAAGGCGGGUGGAGCAAGAAGCCCACCGACCCCCCCGCGGACGAGAGCGUGGCCAGAGCCGAAGAGGACGAGAACCAAGACGACUACGUCAACAGCUUCCCGAGUAACGUCACGCGUCUGUCAGACGACUACCUGUCAGCCGUCAACAAGCUGAUCCUGGAUCAGACCCGACCCCCCCCUGCUGUGAGGUUUCUGUACUUGCCACGCCCCCCAGCUGACACCCGCGGCUACUCCGCAUACCUGCGGCAGCUGGAGCUGCUGACUCAGGACUUGGGACCCACACUCCUCAUUCACGGGGUCACACCUGUCAUCACUACAGACCUCUGAUAGCGCUCUAUGUUAAAUCUUGUCCUUCUCGAUUAUCUGAAGGGGGCGAUCAGAAUGAGAUGAAUCAAAUCCGAUUAAGUGAUUACAUCUCUGAAUCAGAAGUGCCUUCAUUCCUUUGCCUUUAUCAACAAACACUAGGUGCUACUGUGGGACUUGUUUUAUUCCAAAAAAUAAUUGCAUUGUGGGAUCUCAGGAUGACAUUCCCAACCUCUAAGUGCACUUUUGUUUUCCUGCAUGGAGUUUUCCAAGAAACCAUUUUAGUGUUUACAGCAACAUGAACUUCAUGGAUUAUCUAUGACAUUUUAUAAAAUGAUUUUUUUGUAUUUUAUAGAAGGAUACUAACAACUACUCCACAAGCCAAGACUUGAAUUCUGAUGACGAUGUUUAUUUAAAGCAGUGACAUUCCUCUCAGGGGGAGGUGGGUUAGUACCAGCUGAAGUCAGCUGACUUCCUUCUUAAUACUAUUGUGUUUGGGGCAACACUUUUUUAUGAAAUCGAAUCCAUUCCUUUUAUUUUGACAAUCAACAGGGAAAUUGUGCGGGUGGAGUGUUUGACAGCUCCGUCUUAAAUUUGGUUUUCGCCGACGAGUUCUUGUUUUUACACUACACUCCUGGUUCGACGUUUCCUGCAUUUCUGUGAAAAAGAAAGCUGCAGGCUACAGUUUAUAGAAGAAAUGAAACAUUCCGACUUUGAAUUACUGUCAAAAUCUGAACUAAAUCCAAUAAAAUGUCCAAGAUUUAAAGAAGUGACAAAGAAAAAAAAACAAAAAAAA